UGCAUUCAGUCCCGAACGGCGUACUCUGCUCCAAGAUGUAUCGGGAUAUUCUGAUUCUCACCCUGGCGGGUUUCUGCCUCUCUGCGGCCACCCUGGUGAACGCGGAUGUCGCCAACAAGGAGUUCCUCGUGAAGCAGGAAAAAAUUUACGACGCACUAUGGAACCCCUCACAGCCAGAACUCCAGCCUGAGAUGUACGAGAUGGGAAAGUCUUACAAAUACGAGACGCACAUGGAGUCCUAUAAGAACAAGGAUGCCUUUUACGAGUUUCUGACGCUGUACAAGGAGAAGACAUUGCUUCCUCGCGGAAAGAUCUUCUCCAUAUUUUAUCCCGAGCACCUGCACGAAGCCAUAGUUCUCUUCAAGAUCUUUUACUACGCCAAGGACUUCGAAACCUUCUACCAAACUGCCGCUUUCGCUAGAAACUUCAUGAACGAGGGAGUGUACACCUACGCUGUCAGCCUCGCUGUGGUACACCGUCCUGACACAAAGUUCAUGCGCAUUCCCUAUUUUCACGAAAUUUACCCCUAUAUAUUCUUCAACACUGAAGUUAUCCGAAGUGCUUACGAGGCGCUACUCUACCAAGGUCCCAGCAGCCCUGCAAAAUCCUCUGGUAACACGAUCAUCAUCCCCGCAAACUACACCGCUCUAUACUCGAGCUCGGCAUCGCAAGAUGACUUCAAAAUGAUGUACUUCACCGAGGAUGUAUUUUUCAACGAAUUUGACUACUUCAGUCACCUUUCUCAACCAUUCUGGAUGCCUUCUGAAGAGUUCAAUCUCCAGUCGGAGAAACGUGGUGAAGUGUAUUUUUUUGUACAGAGGAUGAAAUACGCCCGCUACCAACUAGAACGUUUCUCCAACGACUUGUACGAGAUCCCAGAUUUUGACUUUAACUACCCCAUCCCCCGAGGUUACUACCCCAGCCUCAGCUACCACAACGGAUAUCCGGUCCCUCAUCGUGAACCAUACGCUACUAUUCCAAACUACAAGUUUGCUACGAUCAGGGAACUCCGUGAUCUCGAAUACAAGAUCCAAGAAGUAAUCGACUCAGGAUACGUCUUCUAUAAAAACGGCUCAUUCGAAUCAAUUCGCAAUCCAUAUGGUUUGAACGUUUUCGGAAACCUCAUGGCAGGAAACGCUGAAUCUCCAAACUGCGAUUUCUACGGCAACUAUGAGAUUCUCGUCAGGGACGUGCUUGGAUUCAGCCCAGCACCUCGAAGCAAAUAUGACGUUGUCCCGAGCGUUUUGCAGCACUAUGGUGCCGAUCAGAGGGACCCCAUGUUCUGGAGUUAUGUCCAGAGGAUAGUGCAUUACUACAAGGAAUUCGCCUCAUACUUGCCAAAGUACACUUACGAGCAAUUGGUCUACCCCGAUGUGAAGAUAGAAUCCGUGAAAAUAACCGACGUAGAGACGUUCUUUGAUACUUUCGACUACACGAUUUUAUCUGCUGUGAAUCACGGAAAUGUUGAUGACUCGACCUUGAUCAAGGCACGCCAGUAUCGUUUGAACCAUAAACCUUACUCAUACGAGAUGGUGGUGAACAGCCAUAAGGCCGAAAAAGUUGUCGUUCAGAUGUUCCUUGGACCCAAACACGUGCCGGGGGUCACUUUAGCCGAUAACUAUGACCAAUUCAUGCCAUUUGAUGAAUUCCUGUUUGACCUGAAGGCUGGAACCAACAAGCUCGAACGCUCCAGCACCGAGUUCCACGUCAAUGGAUUUGACCCAAUGAGCAGUGAUGUGCACUACGAUGAGAUCCAGAAGGCGAUGUCCGGCGGUGCUGCAUACAAGAUGCCCAAAGGUCUUUUCAAUUACCCGAGGCACAUCACCAUGCCCAAGGGAAAACCGGAAGGUGUUCCGUACCAGUUCUUUUUCUACAUCGCCCCGUACAACGAGGAGUACUCGUUUGAAAUCGAAUCCAGUGUAUUCGGAAGAUUCAAGUCCUACAGCAAGAGUUUUGGAUACCCCCUGGAUAGACCGGUAUACUUCCCCAUGGAAAAACUGCCGAAUGCGUUCUUCAAGGAAUUCUACAUCUACCACAAGGACAGCUUUCACCAUACCCAUUGAUUCAUUUAUCUAGACCCCAUUUCUCGCACAAUUCCAACCAGUGCUGGUGUUCUUCGCUUAUUAAAAGCAAGUCACCUUAGGUGAUUACGGGGAAUAAUGUCCAAGUGACGUUGGCAGUAAACGUAGUGAAUGUUACGUCUCAAAUGUUGCAAUCGCAGUAGGCAAAAUGUGUAAACCGGUUAUAUUACACGGUAUUAGAUUUAGUUAUACAUUAUUACGAAAAUUAUAAUCAAUUGCAAAUUAUUAAAA
Neodiprion virginianus is the source of this 2312-nucleotide messenger RNA. Its product is annotated as arylphorin subunit alpha-like. The record is from RefSeq and is a predicted model, not a curated record. NCBI's taxonomy places the organism in Eukaryota, Metazoa, Arthropoda, Insecta, Hymenoptera, Diprionidae. Bases 36 to 2063 code for a protein of 675 amino acids. The transcript has 6 exons.